Molecule: messenger RNA, 360 nt
Organism: Cinara cedri
Lineage: Eukaryota; Metazoa; Arthropoda; Insecta; Hemiptera; Aphididae
Source: the annotation of a GenBank genome assembly
AUGUACAAACUGUACUGGUUAGUUGGACUAAACUCCGAGCUAAACUUAACCAGCAAACGUCUCUUGUAUAUAUCGAUUGUUAAAGCGAUUUGGAUUUAUGGUAUUCAACUGUGGGGUUGUGUCAUUAAGUCCAAUAUCGGCAAAAUACAACGAUGCCAGCGCAUCACUUUUCAUACAAUUGUCGCAGCAUAUCGGUAUGAUAAGAAGGACACCAUCCACCGCGAUUUAAAAAUGUCAUCCAUGCAGGUUGAAAUUACCCGAUUUGCUCGCAAACAUGCAAGAAAACUGGAGCUCCACAAAAAUAUGGCUGCCAUACAACUCGCAGGACACCAGAUGACUGAAACGAUUGAAGCCAUUUGA